Malus domestica (apple) is the source of this 1478-nucleotide messenger RNA. RefSeq names its product protein ULTRAPETALA 1. NCBI's taxonomy places the organism in Eukaryota, Viridiplantae, Streptophyta, Magnoliopsida, Rosales, Rosaceae. Gene Ontology annotation, cellular component: cytosol; nucleus. The record is from RefSeq and is a predicted model, not a curated record.
UGGCAAAUAGGAGAGAGAGGGAGUGAGGAGAGAGAAAGAGAGAGAGGCUUUUAACCCCUUCUCACUCCUCUCAGCUGAACUCCACCCCACGACAGCCAGCUCAUUUCAUUCAUUCAUAUUUCAUUCAACUCCAUUACCAACCAACCUCUCACUCUCACUCUCUCUCUCUCUCUCUCUCUCUCUCUAUCUCACCCACACUCUCUCUAUCAAACUCGUAACGCUUCCAUUUUUUUCCCUCUUUAUUAUCUUUCUAUCUACAAAAAGACUAUAACUUUCGACGUUUUCCUCCACCAGAUCUCUCGGAAUAAAUCCACGGAGAUGCGUGCCUCUUAGAAACCCUUUUAAUUACAGCACUCGCCUCUCCCUUCCCCUCUCUCUCUCUCUCUUUGUGGUUUUCUGGGCUCUUUGUCUCGACCUUUUUUUUCUCUUGUUCCCGAUACAGCCCAGAAAACCCAUGUUAUUUUCCUUGAUUUUCUUCCAUAUUUUCUGACUUUUCCUCGAUUUCACCUUCUGGGAUUUCUGGGUUUCGAUCAAGACUCAACCUUUUGCGAAAAAAUGGCGAAUGGGGUAGAGAGAGACUGUGGGAUGGUGCUGUUUAGCGACGAUGAGCUGAGAGAGAUGAGCGGGGUGAAGAGAGGUCCGGACCAUAUGGAGGUCACGUGCGGCUGCACCAGCCACAGAUAUGGCGAUGCUGUUGGGAGGCUUAGGGUUUUCGUGAAUGGCGACCUCGAAAUCACCUGCGAGUGCACCCCUGGCUGUCAGGAAGGAAAACUGACUCCUGCUGCAUUUGAAAAGCAUUCUGGAAGAGAGACUGCUAGGAAAUGGAAAAAUAAUGUUUGGGUGAUUGAUAACGGGAAGAAGGUUCCGCUGUGUAAAACGGUGCUGCUCAAGUACCAUAACGAGGCAUCAAAAAGUGCUAAUGGUUCCCACAGAUCCAACAAUGGACGUGUUUGUCAUCAUGAUGAGUUUGUUUCCUGUACUAGGUGCAACAAGGAGCGCAGGUUUCGCCUCCGGACAAAAGAGGAAUGUCGGGUUUACCAUGAUGCUUUGGCUGAUGUGAAUUGGAAAUGUGCUGAUCUGCCGUAUGACAAAAUAACAUGUGAUGAUGAAGAAGAACGAGCAAGUCGAAGGGUAUAUAGAGGCUGCAGCCGUUCUCCGACUUGCCAAGGCUGUACUUCUUGUGUGUGCUUUGGUUGCGAAAUCUGUCGUUUCUCGGAUUGCAGCUGCCAGACCUGCACUGACUUCACAAGGAAUGCUAAAACUUGAACAAUAUCCCUGCAGUCCUGAUAUUCCCCUUUGAUCAUAUGGGUGACUUGUACCCUUAUCGCCUCAUUGAAAGCAACCCCCUACCCCUCCCCGUUCCCCACAUUGGAAACAAAAGGCAGCUUCCAAUGACAAUUUCCCGAGUUAAUGUCUCUUGUUCUCGACUUAUUUAGAACCUUCUAAUUUGAUAAUUUAUUCUCAUGCUUAACAGGUGA